Molecule: messenger RNA, 876 nt
Organism: Angiostrongylus costaricensis
Lineage: Eukaryota; Metazoa; Nematoda; Chromadorea; Rhabditida; Metastrongylidae
Source: the annotation of a GenBank genome assembly
CGACUCCUCUAUUGCGGCUACGGAGUAGUGGAAAAAAUGCGGCAUCGACAGUCUGGAAUUAUAAUGGCAGUGAAGCGUAUCUCGUCCUCUAUCAAUGAUGAAUCCCAAAAACGUAUGUUGACUGAACUGGAUGCAUGUAAAAGAAGUGACUGUUGUCCUCAGAUGGUUCGUUUCUACGGGGCAAUGUUUCGUGAAGGCGACGUUUGGAUAUGCAUGGAAGUUAUGGACACAUCGUUGGACAAGUUUUACAAGAAAUGCAAUGCUCUUGGUCGAAAACUUCCUGAACCAUUUAUCGCCAAAGUUACGUUAUCUGUUGUCGAGGGUCUCAACUUCAUGAAAGAGGACAUGAACUUGAUCCAUCGUGAUGUUAAACCGUCAAAUAUUUUGCUUAAUCGUCAUGGACAGGUGAAAAUAUGCGACUUUGGCAUAUCUGGUCAUCUCACGAACAGCCUCGCCAAGACAGUAGCAGCGGGCUGUAAAUUCUACAUGCCACCCGAGCGAAUUGACGGAGACAUGAAGGGAUCAUAUGACGUAAGAGCAGAUGUAUGGAGCCUUGGAAUCACACUGGUAGAGAUUGCUACUGGAACUUAUCCUUAUGAUAUAUGGGUUACCCCAUUCCAGCAACUCAAGCAGGUUAUCGAGGAACCCGCGCCUCGAUUACCUUCCGAUGGCUCAUUCUCUGCAGACUGCCAAUAUUUCGUACAACGUUGCCUUGAAAAAAAUCCACACGAGCGUCCAAAGUAUCCUGAAUUGUUAGCUAUGCCUUUCCUCGACAGUGCUAGGAACGAGAAACACUUUAGUAUGGCUAAGUAUAUUGUGGAGGUAAUGUACGAACCAUUAGUCUUAAGUUUCCAAUCUUUUACAGAUUUAUUUUGA